CGCUACUCUUCUAGCUUCAGCCACCACCUCACUUUCAUUCACUCAUUUACUUACUUCCAAUAUGUCUUCUCCUAAAUCCCCUCGUCUCGUCGAUUCAUUUACUGCUCCUAAGGAAGUUCUUCGAGAGUUUGAAGAACUUGCAGAGGAAGAAAACUAUGAUCCGUUUGCUGAAACCGCGUCGAAACGCCAGAUUGCAUCUCGACAAUCCGACUACCAUGCUCGCAGGUUUAAUCGUCAAGCGAUCGAAAGUGCAGAUGCUUUCAAGGCAGCGGAGGAGGGUACAGAAGUAGAAGGCGGUUAUAAGGAGGCUAUGAGAUUGCAACUCCUUGAGAAGGAAGAACAAAGGGUUAAACGUGUGAUCGAGGACAAGGAGAAACAGGCUAGGGAGGAGGGCAAGGAGAAGAUGGAUUUGGACAAGACACCGCCGCGAGAGGAACUUAGGGAGGCAGCAGAGGAGCUCGCCGCUGCCACUGGAACCAAGCGCAAGCGUCGUUGGGAUAUCGCUGAGCCUACAGAUGAGAACAUCCCGCUCAAAGCUGAAGAGAAGGGCCGAGAAUGGUCGGCCGAGGCGUUGGAAGGUGCUGUUCCCAAGAAACGUCGGUCUCGUUGGGAUGCUACUCCGGCAGACAUAACAGUCGGCGAAACACCCAAACGUUCUCGUUGGGACCAAACACCGGCAAAUCAAGGUGCUGAGACUCCCUUAAUGCCCAUUAUCAUGAACGCACCAGGUUUCAUGCAUGAGGACAAGCACAACCGUUACCUUACGGACGAAGAGCUCGAUGCUAUCCUUCCGAGCAGUGGCUACUCUAUUGUCACUCCACCACCUGGCUAUGCUCCCCUUGUUCGACCUCCUAAACUUUCUGCUACUCCCAUCACCGAAGUUGGUGGUUUCCAAAUCCAAGAAAGCUCAGAUGCUGCAGCUGCAGCUGCCGCCGCCGGUCUGGCACCAGAACUUCCCACUGAAAUUCCUGGAGUUGGCAGUUUGGCUUUCUUCAAGGCCGAGGAUGCUCAAUACUUUGCCAAAAUUUUGAAGGAGGAGGACGAGACAGAAUUGUCGGUGGAUGAGAUGAAGGAACGGAAGAUUAUGCGACUCUUGCUUAAGAUCAAGAACGGUACGCCUCCCGUUCGCAAAACCGCUCUUAGGCAGAUCACCGACAAAGCUCGUGAAUUUGGUGCCGGUCCUUUGUUCGACAAGAUUCUUCCACUGCUCAUGGAGCGCACGCUGGAAGACCAAGAACGUCAUCUUCUCGUCAAGGUCAUUGAUCGAGUGCUCUACAAACUCGAUGAUCUCGUGCGUCCGUAUGUACACAAGAUUCUUGUCGUCAUCGAACCUCUCCUGAUCGACGAAGACUACUACGCUCGUGUCGAAGGUCGAGAAAUUAUCUCGAAUCUGUCCAAGGCUGCCGGUCUGGCGCACAUGAUCUCGACGAUGCGUCCAGAUAUCGACCAUGCCGACGAGUACGUGCGUAACACCACGGCUCGAGCCUUCUCUGUCGUUGCUUCUGCCCUCGGUAUCCCGUCGCUUCUUCCCUUCCUCAAAGCCGUCUGCCGCAGCAAGAAGUCAUGGCAGGCUCGUCACACCGGUAUUCGUAUCGUGCAGCAAAUCGCCAUCAUGAUGGGCUGCGCCGUGCUUCCUCACCUUCGCAACCUUGUCGAAUGCAUUGCUCACGGCUUGCAGGAUGAGCAACAGAAGGUCCGAACCAUGACAGCGCUUGCUUUGGCCGCACUCGCGGAAGCUUCUGCACCUUAUGGUAUCGAGUCUUUCGACAAUGUGUUGAAGCCUCUGUGGGUCGGUAUUCGUCUUCACCGUGGCAAGAGUUUGGCGGCGUUUUUGAAGGCCAUUGGUUUCAUUCUGCCACUUAUGGACCCCGAGUACGUAUCGUACUAUAUCAAAGAAGUGACCAUCAUCCUCAUUCGUGAAUUCCAAACUUCGGACGAGGAGAUGAAGAAGAUUGUGCUCAAGGUCGUGCAACAAUGUGCCGCGACAGAGGGAGUCACGCCUCAGUACAUCAAGCAAGAUAUCCUCCCAGACUUCUUCAAGUCGUUCUGGGUUCGUCGGAUGGCCCUUGAUAGGAGAAAUUAUCGCCAGGUCGUAGAGACUACUGUCGAACUUGCUCAGAAGGCUGGUGUUGCGGAGAUUGUUGGGCGAAUUGUCAAUGACCUCAAAGAUGAGGCAGAGCCUUACCGUAAGAUGGUUAUGGAGACUAUCACGAAGGUUGUCGCAUCCCUCGGCGCAUCUGACAUUGAUGAGCGAUUGGAGGUCAGGUUAGUCGACGGUAUUAUCUACGCCUUCCAAGAGCAGACCACCGAGGAUCAGGUCAUGCUUGACGGGUUCGGGACUGUCGUCAACGCCCUCGGUAUCCGUGUCAAGCCCUACCUCACUCAGAUCGUCUCCACUAUCCUCUGGCGUCUCAACAACAAGAGUGCUAAGGUUCGUCAACAAGCUGCCGACCUCACAACUCGUCUCGCCGUCGUCAUCAAACAAUGCGGUGAAGAUCAACUGCUUAGCAAGCUCGGUUUGGUGCUUUUCGAACAACUUGGUGAGGAGUACCCCGAUACUCUGGGUAGUAUCAUCGCUGCUGAGGGUGCCAUUGCCAAUGUUGUCGGUAUGACACAAAUGAACCCUCCCGUUAAAGAUCUCCUGCCUCGAAUGACUCCAAUUUUGCGUAAUCGACACGAGAAGGUGCAAGAAGCUACUAUCAACUUGAUCGGUCGUAUCGCAGACCGUGGUGCAGAAUUUGUCCCUGCUCGUGAAUGGAUGCGAAUUUGCUUCGAACUCUUGGAUCUCCUCAAAGCCCACAAGAAGGGUAUUCGACGAGCGGCUGUCAAUUCUUUCGGUUACAUCGCAAAGAGUUUGGGUCCUCAAGAUGUAUUGCAAGUGUUGCUCACCAAUUUGCGUGUGCAGGAACGACAAAGUCGUGUGUGCAGUACGGUCGCAAUUGCUAUCGUGGCCGAAACGUGUGGACCUUUCACCUGUAUCCCCGCCAUUCUCAAUGAAUACCGAACCGCUGAACUCAAUGUUCGAACGGGCUGUUUGAAGGCGCUCACGUUCGUGUUCGAAUACGUCGGGCCACAAUCAGCAUACUACGCCGACUCUGUAGUUACCAUGCUGGAGGAUGCGCUCACUGAUCGCGACCUUGUCCAUCGUCAAACGGCCAGUGUCAUUGUUAAGCACUUGGCACUUGGGGUUGCAGGACUCGGAUGCGAAGACUCAAUGUUGCAUCUUAUGAACUUGGUAUGGCCCAACUGUUUCGAGACCUCGCCGCACGUCAUUGGUGCUGUUAUGGAUGCUAUCGAAGCAAUGCGUGUCACCUUAGGUCCUGGUGUGCUUCUCAGCUAUGUCCUUCAAGGACUAUUCCACCCCGCAAGGAAAGUUCGCGAGGUCUACUGGCGAAUCUACAAUUCUCUCUACUUGGGUGCUGCCGACUCCCUUGUACCAUUCUACCCUGAUCUUGGGGAGCUCAGUGAAGGACAGAAUGUCUAUGACCGUCACCCAUUACAGAUGUUCAUAUAGUCACGCUCACCUCGUUUGUUUGUAUUAUCUGACUUAUCAUGUAGUUCCGGUGUACUAUAGUAUAACAAAAUUCCCAUCUACUAAUAUCGGUUUGUACACUGCUGACGCGACCUGCACUGUCCAAGUGGUAUAAUAAAUCAGAAUAUGAGGUAGGUGGUUG
This is a messenger RNA of Somion occarium, 3674 nucleotides long. Lineage: Eukaryota; Fungi; Basidiomycota; Agaricomycetes; Polyporales; Cerrenaceae. The record is from the annotation of a GenBank genome assembly.